Messenger RNA from Exaiptasia diaphana, 946 nucleotides. RefSeq lists its product as uncharacterized. Bases 231 to 638 code for a protein of 135 amino acids. NCBI's taxonomy places the organism in Eukaryota, Metazoa, Cnidaria, Anthozoa, Actiniaria, Aiptasiidae. The transcript is spliced from 4 exons. The record is from RefSeq and is a predicted model, not a curated record.
UCGUUGAACUCGGAACGUUUUCCGCCAGUUGUCAUAGCAAUGAGCUUGGAAUUUGACAUCAAAAAUCCAGCAUCUUAAACGCAUGCUUAAGGUGAAUUUGUUGGUUGUUUUCAAGAGCUCUGAAUACGCCCGGCCAGAAUGACUUCCCAGUGUCCCUUUCUAAACAAAGCAAGCGGCUAAAACGUGACCGUUAAACCACAGUUGUGUAUACUACCACUGUUUGUGCACACAUGAACUAUAGCUACAGCAAGAGGAAAAUGAACGCGUCUAUUGCUACGUCAAGUGAUAUUUUGGACAAAAAGUGGCAUAAAAUCACKUAUGAAAAACACAAAAAAAGAUUGGAAGAAAUAAAAGGAACAGUUCGAGACCAAAACAGACUGAGAUACAACUACGAAGAAGUACAGCUACAAAUGAGAAUACGACGAGCCAUUGCUGAAGAAAGACGGCAAGCGAUCAUCGACCAAGAAAAUCGUAAGCUUUUAGAACGAUUAGUACAAAUCACUACAAAUCAACGAUCUCACUUUCCCGAGCCAUGGACAAGGAAAAAGAAAACGGAAAAAGGAAAGAAAAAAGAAGAAAAGCAAAGGAAAAAGAAAGAAGCUGCCACRAAAGUAGAGGAACUUCCACCAAUAAAAUAGGAAACAAAAGAGAAAUAGAUAUGACAAAACAUUUAUCYAAAAGAGGUUUUCUAAAAAGGAUUAUAUAUAUUAUUUUAUUGAAAAAUAUGAAUGUUUUUUUUUACAAGGUAAAUAAUGAUAAAUAGUCAGGUAGAUGCAUGGACUUGAUGAUAACAGUUAUCAUUUUUGAGUGAAAUGGAUACAAAGAAACUUAUAUAGCAUGAAAAAAUCAAAUUUGAUAAAACUAUUGUCUCUCAAGGAUAUACUAGAAGCAGUGCAUUUUGGUAACAAACUAUCCAUGUUUUUAUAAUAAAAAGAUUUAUUAAAUU